AUGGCAGAGAGAAAGGUGUUGAAUAAGUACUAUCCCCCCGAUUUUGAUCCUGCGAAAAUUCCAAGAAUGCCCAAAAAUCAACAAAUGAAGGUCAGAAUGAUGCUUCCGAUGAGCAUUCGCUGCAUCACUUGCGGCAACUAUAUUUACAGAGGCACAAAGUUCAAUUCACCCAAGGAAGAGGUGAUUGGAGAAACGUAUCUUGGGAUUAAGAUCUUCAGGUUUUAUUUCAAAUGCACCCAAUGUGCAGCCGAGAUUACCAUUAAAACAGACUCACAAAACUCCGAUUAUGUUGUUGAGUCUGGUGCCACAAGGAAUUUUGAGCAUUGGCGUGCAGAGGAUGAGGUAAAGGAAGAACAUCAGAGAAGAGAUGCUAAAGAGAUCGCAGAUCCCAUGAAGUCCUCGGAGAAAAGAAGAAUUGAUUCAAACAGACAUAUGAACAUAAUUUCUGCCCUGGAUGAAAUCAAGUCUAUGAAUUCGAGACACGCAAAUCUAACCCUAGAUGCAAUUUUUGAAGCCUUGCAGCGAUCAUCUCCAUUACAGCAGGAGGACAAGCUUCAAGAAGAGGAUCAAGCCCUUAUAAAAUCCAUCUUCCAUGGAUCAAGAAAGUUUAAGAAGAGGAGGGUUUCUGAGAGCCUAACAAAUUACUUGACAAAAACCAGUAUUGAUCAUGACACAUUGAACAAAAGAGAAGAUCGAAGGGGUUUGAGAAGUUUUGUUUUCAAGUCUUCAGCAGUGAAGUUUUCUGUUGUGAAGAAGCCAUUAGAGGCUGGAAGUGCAAAAACACAAGCAAAUGAAAAGAAGCAAGAAGAUGAUAAAGGCAAAAAUACAAGUAAUGCAUUGGGAUCAUUAUGUCAACAGUAUGACAGUGAUGAUGAUGAAGAACAAUCGUUAUGCCAAAGUUAA
Lactuca saligna is the source of this 903-nucleotide messenger RNA. The record is from the annotation of a GenBank genome assembly. NCBI's taxonomy places the organism in Eukaryota, Viridiplantae, Streptophyta, Magnoliopsida, Asterales, Asteraceae.